CCUGUGCGCAGCCGCCAAGGAUCGCUUCCGGGGGCGGGUCAGCGGAAGUGAGGGCGGUUGAGGCUGGGCUGCCCGCUGCGGUAGGAGGGGCCGUGAGGUGAGUCCCGGAGCCGGAGUCUGAGGAAAAGAAAUCUGGUGUUCCUUAAGAUGGCCUGAUAUGAAGGAGUCACGCCUCCAGCCUCCCCAAGCCCCCGGAGCUGCCCUGUGGCUGCCUUGUCCUUCAAGUGCAGGAGCCGGUUGAAAUGUCAGGAAUGGAAGCCAGUGUGACCAUCCCAAUCUGGCAAAACAAGCCACAUGGGGCUGCUCGCAGUGUAGUGAGAAGAAUUGGGACUAAUCUGCCCCUGAAGCCAUGUCCCCGGGCAUCCUUUGAGACCCUGCCCAACAUCUCUGAUCUGUGUCUGAGGGAUGUACCCCCAGUCCCUACUCUGGCUGACAUCGCCUGGAUUGCUGCAGAUGAAGAGGAGACAUAUGCCCGGGUCAGGAGUGACACCCGGCCCCUGAGGCAUACCUGGAAGCCCAGCCCUCUGAUUGUCAUGCAGCGUAAUGCCUCAGUGCCCAACCUCCGAGGGUCCGAGGAGAGGCUUCUGGCCUUAAAGAAGCCAGCCCUACCAGCCCUAAGCCGUACCACGGAGCUGCAAGAUGAGCUGAGCCACUUACGUAGCCAGAUUGCUAAAAUAGUGGCAGCUGAUGCAGCUUCGGCUUCAUUAACGCCAGAUUUCUUAUCUCCAGGAAGUUCAAAUGUCUCUUCUCCCUUACCUUGUUUUGGAUCCUCAUUCCACUCUACAACUUCCUUUGUCAUUAGUGACAUCACCGAGGAGACUGAGGUUGAGGUCCCUGAGCUUCCAUCAGUCCCCCUGCUUUGUUCUGCCAGCCCUGAAUGUUGCAAACCAGAACACAAGGCUACCUGCAGCUCAUCUGAAGAGGAUGACUGUGUCUCUCUGUCCAAGGCCAGCAGCUUUGCAGAUAUGAUGGGGAUCUUGAAGGACUUUCACCGGAUGAAACAGAGCCAAGAUCUGAACAGGAGUUUAUUGAAAGAGGAAGACCCUGCUGUCCUUAUCUCUGAGGUCCUAAGGAGGAAGUUUGCUCUGAAGGAAGAAGAUAUUAGUAGAAAAGGAAACUGACAGAACUCAGCUCUGCAAAUUCAGUCUCAUGCUCCUGGAAUUCCUUCAAUAGCUGCCUUCCUCACCAGAGACCUGGCUGCCUCUCAGUUAGAAAUCUUCUGCAACAGUCUUACUGAAAGCUGGAGCUUGGACUGAAAGAGAAGAGUUGGAUCACGCUUCCUUUGCUUCAAACCUUAGCAAAAGCUAAGGCCUGUUUUGCACCAAGACUCUUGUUACAGGUAAAUGUAUAGUUGGAAUGUCUCAGUCUAAAUGGUGAGACAGAAGUUUGGUUUUUCCUUGCCUCUACGUGAAAAUAGGUCCUAAAUGAAUGGCUUACUUCACUGCAUUAGACCCCAUAACUGGUCUCACGGACACUCUGUGCCCAGCUGUCACUCUCAGCAGCUUCCUUGUAGCAGAGCAGAGCUGAGGGGUAAGGGGCUAUAAAUGUAUGUGUUGACAGGGGCAGGCAGAAUCUUAUGCUGCUCCAUCAUAAACUGACACCAGUGCCCAACAAUCACCCUCUCUCCCUUCCCUCUCCCUAGAUGUAGAGGUCGGACCUCUGGACCAGCUGACACUUGGGCUGCUGCUGGGAGGCCUGGGCUGUUUUUUUCUUAAAUAUAUUUUGUAAUACUGUACAACCAAAUCUACUCUCCCAGGCCCUGGGGCCUCAUGGGUUCCACUGAUAGAAAACACUUUCUCUUCCAUGGACUUGACUUUAAGCCCAGUAGGAAAGAGAAAUGGGAAGGAGAAACAGCACCAUCCUUCUUCCAGGCCCUUGACCGCCCCUUUUGCAUUGGGCCAAGGUUUGUACCUACCACACCAUGCAUGACUCAGACGCCCUCAGGUCCCUUUCUCUACGGUAUGUAUCCUGUGUGUGUUUGGGUUGAAGCACUACCUGAUAUUAAAUGAAGGAUAUGGAGA
Messenger RNA from Nyctereutes procyonoides (raccoon dog), 2021 nucleotides. It is a transcript of the gene MTFR1L, whose product is annotated as mitochondrial fission regulator 1 like. Gene Ontology annotation, cellular component: mitochondrion. The transcript has 7 exons. The record is from RefSeq and is a predicted model, not a curated record. Bases 243 to 1121 code for a protein of 292 amino acids. Lineage: Eukaryota; Metazoa; Chordata; Mammalia; Carnivora; Canidae. Gene Ontology annotation, biological process: mitochondrial fission; aerobic respiration.